Messenger RNA from Coregonus sp. 'balchen', 26100 nucleotides. NCBI's taxonomy places the organism in Eukaryota, Metazoa, Chordata, Actinopteri, Salmoniformes, Salmonidae. The record is from the annotation of a GenBank genome assembly.
AUGAGUAGAGCGAGCUCUCUAUCUCUCUCUCUCUCUCUCUCUCUCUCUCUCUCUCUCUCUCUCUAUCUCUCUCUCUCUCUCUCUCACAGCUUCCUAUGUGGAAUGUAUCUUGUAUUGCUGCUGCAUCAAUUGAGCAGCAGUAAGGGACUAAGAGAAUAAAUACAGUGCAAGACAGUCAGCACAGUGUGUGUGUGCCUGGUGCAUUGUCACGUCUCACAGAGUGAAAGGGCAUCAAUCCCAGCAGACCCCUGGCCUCAGGGGCUCAAGCCAUCAUUACAUUACUCAUGCUGCCUCUCUGGCUGUGUGUAUGUGAGUGGCUCUCUGGCCAAAACCAGCAUCAGCUCCACCCUUAACCUCCCCCUGCCUCCAUUCCUCCCUCCCUCCCUCCCUCCCUCCCUCCCUCCCUCCCUCCCUCCCUCAUGGCCACAGGGGCUGAGCUAACCUUUUCAGCAAACAAGAAGGCGUCUGUGUUUCUUGAUUUAGAAAAACACAUUUGAUAGCGUUCUGAUUGUUGCUUCCUUCAACCCUGGAGGGAUGGGCAGGACAAUGGUUGGGGUUAAUGGUGUGUUACCUGAGAGAGAGAGACACACACACACACAUACAGACACACACACAGAAAGCAGGACAAUAGUGGAGUUAAUGUUGUUUUACCUCAGAGACAUUGUGCCUCCUGCUGUUUGAAUUAGCUUCCUCCAAUGCCAGGUGAAAGGUGAUUGUUUGUUCCUAGAAAACUGACACCUGGUGAGAUAGCGCGAUACUGGCUUUCAGCAACAAAGACAAAUAGCUAAAUGUGUGUGUGUGUGUGCUUCUAUCUCUCUCACACACUCACAUGCGCGCACGCGCACACACACACACACACACACACACACACACACUCUAUUCUCAUUACAGACCUUUUUGUCUUAAUCCAGAUGAAAAUAAUGACUAUCCCCCUACAAGGACUACAUCUGGCAUGUUCAUUCAAAUGUACUCAUAAUGAGUAUGUUUACAUGCACACUAAUGAUGCAGCGGGCAGAGUAUGGCAUUAGUCAUGUAAACACCUUACUCUUAAUCGGCGUAAGGUCAUAAUCGAAAUAAGCAUACGCCGAUUAAAACACCUGGAUUUCUAAGCAAUCUUUCGAAUUAUUAAGACAUGUAAACACCUUAAUCAGAGUUCCAGCGGUGUAUUUGAGCUGCACAUGUUAUAGCACCAGCAGCGCAAGCUUCCAUCUUUUGCACGAGUGAAGUGAGUUCGGAAAAACGGAUGCAUCUUAGAAAUAGUUCUCACAUACAAACUUUAUGUGUCUGAACUGGAGAGUUAACUAUUGAGUGUCUGGCUUGCAUGGACAGAGGCAUGAUUUGAUGUCACAACAAAUUGAAACCAAAACAAACAGAAACAGAUUUUUAUGUUUCCUGAAAUCAUAAUCUCAAAGCAGUUGUCAUGGCACGAGGUCCCAGAGUUUUGCAUGGUCAGGUCAUGCGGUCAGGAAGAACUCCUAGCUGGGCCUACAAUGGCCCAUGUACAUGUUGUGGCUGCGGCCUGAUCAGACAGACAGUGACUAAGGUUCAGCGUCAGACUUGUACAAAAGCUGAAGAGCAGACACACAUCCAGUUACUUUAUUGCAGGUGCUGGAGUUCUACUGUAGGUGAACUCAUGGACAAUGAAAAGGAAAACUCUGCACUCUGCUGUUCAUGCUCCCAGGUGAUUUUAUUGAUACAACGUUUCGACCCUUAAAUCCAGUCAAACGUCCCCAAUUGGCCCACAAGGCCAAAACCAGGAUUGAAUAGGCAAAAAACUCAGUUAGUCCGACUGGAUUGCCAGUGAUAAUGUCCAUGGUCUAUUAGGAUCUAUUAGGGACUGGCAGAUGUCGAGAAUCAUGCUUGACCCGAGGGCUUAAAGAAAACAAUCGAAUUCUGGUCAACAAACAUAACGUCAUUAAGCCAGAUAAAGAGUCGGCGGUCACAUGGGAGUGCCUUUUAAGAGUAGAGAGAGGGAUGAGUCCGGACAGACACAUUCCAAAGGAGAAACACCAACCAAGAGGAGAGAGGUCAGAGAAAAAGAGAGUUGGAGCCCAGUUUUCGAUAAAGUUCAAUCGAGAGAAAAAGACUACUGAGAAAAAGAUAAGGAACUGAGAAGACAGGAUACUGUGAAAGACUUUGAGACUUUAGCAUUAGACACCUCCUGGAGAUAAAGAUACAAGAGAAGAGGGCAUAGUGAAGGAUCGUCAUUGUGAAGAAACAGACAUCUGGAAUGGAGUGUAAGAACAACAGACAGACGAGGAAGAGGAAUAAUUUAGCAUUGACAGUCCGUAUAACAAAGCAGACCAUCCUUUGAAUGAGGAGAUAAAGGUAGAGAAGAGUAAGAUCGAGUUACCGUAAAGCUAACAGACCAACCUACUGACACACCGGCCAACUGACCGACCAACCAACCGACUGACUGACUGACCAACCAAUCCAGAGUAUUGUGUGUCCGAGGUUAUGCGUCUCCUCAACAAGGACCUGAGGCUGCAGGACGUGACUCUGAUGUAGCCUCCUACCAGGUAGAUCCUGCUACCAGCGCCUCCUGGGGAGGAUCCACCCCCACCUCCACCUCCACCCCCCUGCUGCUGCCCUACCACAUGCCCCUUGACCCCCGUGGACACCUCCACCUGUCCUGGAACAUCUCCUACCCCUCCAUGAGCUGUACCUGGAGGUGCGGUGCAGCGAGAUGACACACGGCCUGGUAUUGGGGAUGUCCGACCGCAGGGAACUCACCAAAGCUGACCUAGUGGUCCUGUGGGAUGAUGGCCACCAGGGGUAAGGUAGGUUAGAGAGUGUGAUGCUGACCAAGGUUGUGGGUUCGAUUUCUGCAUGGGCGGGAUAAAGUCGAUCUUGUUCUGAGUUCAGCUCUGCCCUGGAGGGCAGAACAAAUGUGAAUGGUUUGGAUGAAAGAAAACCUUAACCAAUUGAGAUAACUUGCCUAAACUUAACCAAUCCCAUUUGUUUCUGCCCUCGAGGCAAAGCUGCCCCCAGAAUAAGCUUGAAUAAGGAAAAAGAAAAUCUGCCAUAUUAUAGCUGGUGCCCGUUGUAUUAGCUUUACUGUAUGUAAGAGGUGGUUCAUUCCGAUGGUAGAGAGCCAGGCAGGAUGUGCCUUUAUCGUGAUCAUCCUAAGGUGGGGAGGUUUUUAUAAGAUAGAUCCAUAUGGACAUAAAAAAAACAAAUUUCCGGUCAUUUGAAAACAAAUGACCGGAAAUACUGUAUACUCCAAAUGUUAGCUAUACAUCUUGUGACUCAUGAAAUAUACACAUGGAGAAAAUCAGAUUUUCUCAAAAUAAACAUUUCAUAUCAACUAAAGUUUGCAACGCUUUCGAAAGAACGUCGCUCACUUUCCAUGUGAGGACAGGAGUCUUAUUAUAGGAAUGAUCCCAGCCUACUGUCUGUCUAUGUGGGAUCCUCUUUUCCCAGCACUCCUGUCUGUCUGAGAAGCCUGCUUAUAUGUGCUUGAUGAGUUCCGUAGCGAUAGCCUGACAAGACACUCGCCCCCCCCAACACUUCACCCAGCCUCCAUCUCCCUCCAUCCCUCCAUCCCUUACACUUCACCGUCCCUCCAUCUACAUCUCGGUCAGACUGACAUGGCUCUCUUUCUCAACUCCAGACCCCCUCACCACCUCAAUCCUUCUCUGCACCCUCCCUCUCUCUCCCUUCCUUUCUCAGCUCCUUUCCUCUCUCCCUCCUUUCCUCCUCUCUCCCUCCUCCCUCCAGAUCACCUCCAUCACUCUCUAUCUUUCUCUCAGUGAGUGGAUCUGGUAGAUUAUUCUAAUCCACCACAGGGCAGCACACAUACAUCAUACAUCCCUUUUCACUCCUCCUGCCUCUGCCUAGACCCGUCCCGUCCCGGGCCUGCCUGUCCGCCUCUCUGCCUCUCUGUGAGGAGCUGCUGCUUAGAUGCCUGCCUGCUGCGCCAUCUCUCCAAACGAAUGUUGAAUGGCCCCUCUGAUCCCUGUACCAGGGAGGAGGUCCAACAGGGACGGAUGAAGGGAGAGAGUGAGAAAUGAGAAGGCGAGAGAGAGAGAGAGAACUCCGAACAUCUGUUAAAAGCCUGGGACCCCUGUGGUCACAACAGCACAGCGAAACCGCAUUUUAGAGCGGUUCCGCUGUGACUGAGGUGCACAGAGUCUAACUAACCCUGACACAUGGAGUGUCCCUGGUCAAGUUGGGCUUUUUACUAAAUGUGUGGCUUCUUUGGAGUCUUUACUCUUCGACCCAUCCCAGAGCAAUCAUACAAGGGGAAUAAAACAGGUCUUGGGUGGAGGGUUCUAUUUCGGAGCAUGUUACAUGCGGACAACGUGAUUGAAGGAGACAGACUCAGCUGUUAUGAUUGGCUCCUGGGAUAUGCAUCUCGCCUGCUGUAAUGAAGACGCUGUGUGUCGAGAAGCAGGUGCAGGUGAAACGUCGAAUAAAACAACAAACAUGGAACGAGACAACAUAGCAGUAGUGUCUACACAAAACCACAGGAAUAAUACUGACUGGGGAAAGAACCUAAGGGAGUGCCAGAUAUAGGGGAGGUAAUAAGUGAGGUAAUGGAGUCCAGGUGUGCCUCAUGAUGACGUGCAGGUGCGCGUAAUGAUAGAUGCCAGGUGUGUGUAAUGAUGGAUCCCAGGACCGGUGGUUAGUGUUCCGGCGACGUCGAACGUCGGAGGGGAGGAGCGGAAGUAGACGUGACACCUGCUCACCUGAGUGUAGGGUUAGGCGUCCACAGAAUGACGUCACAUAUGUUUUGGAAAUACUUACUUGGUUAUGGGAUGUUUCCGCUGUGUAACUUGAAUUACAAUUGUCCAGCAUGUGGGCUGCUGUCCAUAGUGCUGAAACAUACAAAUGGACCUAGUAUCUGACCAUCAUCUUGUGUGUGUGUUUGUUUGUUUGUGUUCAUGCAUGUGUGUGUGUGUGUGCACGUGUGUGUAUGCAUCUCUCUCUCUCUGUGUGUUACUCCAGGAUGCGUGGAGUGACAGUCAGGGCCGUGUGAGUCUGGACAGCCAGCUGAUGACGGCCACUCAGACACCUGAGGGAUUCUCCCUGCUUUUCAAGAGGCCUGUCAGCACCUGCGACCCACAAGACUACAUCAUAGAGGUAAGAGAGAGAAAGUGGCAGGUGGUAAGUAUUUCUGUUAGCACCUGUGACCCCAGUGAGGUAACACGUAGAGGUAACAUAUUAUUAUACUGUUCUGUACUGGGAGGGAGGGAGGAGGGAGGGGGCGGGGGGGGGGGGGGGGGGGGGGGGGGGGGAGAAAAGGGUUGAGAGAAAAAGAAAGAGAGAAAAAAAAAAGAGGUCAAGAGAGGUAUAAUAUAGAGACUGAUCUUUGUGCUUGCUUGUGAUUGGCAGGAGGUCACUGUCCACCUGAUCUACGGAGUGUUGGAUCGGCCAAUCCGCUCGCUCCAGCAGCUCAAACUGUCCUAGAUCGAAGACAGGGGUGCAGAGAGCCCUCCUGCUGCGCCCUGACACCCCGACCCCCUCCCUGCCCCAGGACAUACAGACCCUGGAGGUGCGGAACCACGACGUCACCAUCCCCACCCAGGAGACCACCUACUGGUGCCUACUGAUGGAACCUUAUAAUUAGAAUGACUUUUAGUUAUUCCACAGAAUUAUAAUUAAUCUUAUUAAUUAUAUUUCUUUGGAUGGAACAUUGAAGCCCAAUCCUAAAUCCAACUGUAUGCUCUAGCCCCUAGGCAUUCGAAUAGAUCUGAGAAAAUUGGAUAAGUGUAAUCAAUAUGACAAUAUCCCUCCCCAACCUUAUUGCUUAGCCCCACCCAAUCUUUUGGAUAGGUGCCAGGAGUUGAUUUUGAAUUGGGCUAAGGAAUGAGUAGUCAAUACCAUGGAGUCCAUACCAGAGUAUUUUCACCUCAUCUUCUGUCCCCCCUCCGCUCCUCCUCCUCCUCCUCCUCCUCCUCCUCCUCCUCCUCCUCCUCCCUCUUCCUUCCAGUAUGAGACAGUGGUAACCCCAGGUAACGAGGCCAUAGUGCACCACAUGGAGGUGUUUGAGUGUUCUCCUGAGAUGGAUACGGUCCCCCAGUUCAGCGGAUCCUGUGACUCUAAGAUGAAGCCAGCCAGCCUCAACUACUGUCGCCACAUCCUGGCUGCCUGGGCCAUGGGAGCGGAGGUAACCAAACACUGCAGGGACGGCACCAGUCACACACACACACGCACACCAUACCUGGGUUCAAAUAGUAUUUGUUUUCUUUCAAGUACUUUAGCUGGGCUUGAUUGAGCCUGUCUGGUGCAAUAGAGUACUCCCAAAAGUGCAAUUCCCACCCAUCAGACACUCCAAGUAGGUUCAAUCAAAUGCUCAAAGUAUUAGAAGAAAUAAUUAACACUAUUUGAACUCAGGUCUAACACAAAUCAAUACAUAUCAAUACUGCCUGGAAAAUAUUAAUUAAAGAUCAUACAAUUUUCACUUCACAUUAAGUGGUCUUAAUAACUUUGUUAUGGACAUGUUAAUGAUAUAGGCAGAUACAGGGCAAUUAUGUGGUGUCCCAUGUGACUCAGCUUGCAACACCAGGGUUGUGGGUUCGAUUCCCACGGGGGACAAGUACGAAAAAGUAUGAAAAUGUAUGCACUCAGUACUGUAAGUCACUCUGGAUAAAAGCGUCUGCUAAAUGACUAAAAUGUAAAUAUAGGUUAACUGUCACUUUGAGGAUGUAAUUGGUUAACGUCAUGCUGCUCAAUUCGUUGAUGACCAACAUGACCCGCCUACAGGGAGGAGUUGAGAGCCCUGGCGGAGUGGUGCCAGGAAAAUAACCUCUCCUUCAACGUUAACAAAAUUAAGGAGCUGACCGUGGACUACAGGAAACAGCAGAGAGAGCACGCCCCCAUCCACAUCGACGGGGCCGCAGCAGAGAGCGUAAAAAGCUUGAAGUUCCUCGGUUUGCACAUCACUGACAAUCUGAAAUGGUCCCUUCACACAGACAGUGUGGUGAGGAAGGCGCAACAGUGCCUCUUCAACCUCAGGAGGCUGAAGAAAUUUGGCUUGGCCCCUAAGACCCUCACAAACUUCUACAGAUGCACCAUUGAGAGCAUACUGUCUAGCUGUAUCACCGCCUGGUACGGCAAUUGCACCGUCCGCAACCACAGGGCUCUCCAGAGGGUGGUGCGGUCAGCCCAAAGCAUCACUGGGGGCACACUGCCUGCCCUCCAGGACAUCUACUGCACCCGGUGUCACAGGAAGACCUCAGCCACCCGAGCCACGGCCUGUUCAACCUGCUACCAUCUAGAAGGCGGAGACCGUACAGGUGCAUCAAAGUUGAGACUGAGAAACAGCUUUUAUCUCCAGGCCAUCAGACUGUUAAACAGUCACCCCUAGGUAGCCUAGCGGUUAGAGCGUUGGGCCAGAAACCGAAAUGUCGCUGGUUCAAAUACUGGAGCCAACAAGGUGAAAGAAGUGGUGGUGGUGUUAAAAGUAACUGUCCCUUCUGACAUUUUCUGAAUCUAAAAGAAGUUGGGGAAACAACCAUAUAAAAGUGGUAUACCACCACAACAUGCCAUAGCGCAACUCUCCCACAAGGAGAUGCCUUAGAACAGUGCCCAAGAGGUAGCCAUACCUCUGGUGGAACGAGCCCUUCCGGGCUGUAAGACUUUCCAUUACAUAGACUGACCAAGUGAAAGCUAUGAUCCCUUUUUGAUGUCACUUGUUAAAUCCACUUCAAUCAGUGUAGAUGAAGGGGAGGAGACAGUUUAAAGAAGGAUUUUUAAGCCUCGAGACAAUUGAGACAUGUAUUGUGUAUGUGUGCCAUUCAGAGGGUGAAUGGGCAAGUAUUUUUUAACAGAGUAUGGUAGUAGUAUGUCAAGAACUGCAAUGCUGCUGGGUUUUUCACACUCAACAGUUUCCCGUGUUUACAUUUACAUUUAGCAGACGCUCUUAUCCAAAGCGACUUACAAAUUGGUGCAUUCAACUUAUGAUAGCCAGUGGGACAACCACUUUUUAUUUAAUUUUAUGGGGGGGUGGUGGAGGGGGGGGUAGAAGGAUUACUUUUAUACUAUUCCAGGUAUUCCUUAAAGAGGUAGGGUUUCAAGUGUCUCCGGAAGGUGGUCAGUCACUCCGCUGUCCUGGCGUCGUGAGGGAGCUUGUUCCACCAUUGGGGUGCCAGAGCAGCGAAUAGCUUUGACUGGGCUGAGCGGGAACUGUGCUUCCGUAGAGGUAGGGGGGCUAGCAGGCCAGAGGUGGAUGAACGUAGUGCCCUCGUUUGGGUGUAGGGUCUGAUCAGAGCCUGAAGGUAAGGAGGUGCCGUUCCCCUCACAGCUCCGUAGGCAAGCACCAUGGUCUUGAAGUAGAUGCGAGCCUCAACUGGAAGCCAGUGGAGUGUGCGGAGGAGCGGGGUCACAUGAGAGAACUUGGGAAGGUUGAACACCAGACGGGCUGCAGCGUUCUGGAUAAGUUGUAGGGGUUUAAUGGCACAGGCAGGGAGCCCAGCCAACAGUGAGUUGCAGUAAUCCAGACGGGAGAUGACAAGUGCCUGGAUUAGGACCUGUGCCGCUUUCUGUGUAAGGUAGGGUCGUACUCUGCGAAUGUUGUAGAGCAUGAACCUGCAGGAUCGGGUCACCGCUUUGAUGUUAGCGGAGAACGACAGGGUGUUGUCCAGGGUCACGCCAAGGUUCUUUGCACUCUGGGAGGAGGACACAAUGGAGUUGUCAACCGUGAUGGCGAGAUCAUGGAGUGGGCAGUCCUUCCCCGGGAGGAAGAGCAGCUCAGUCUUGCCGAGGUUCAGCUUGAGGUGGUGAUCCGACAUCCACACUGAUAUGUCUGCCAGACAUGCAGAGAUGCGAUUCGCCACCUGGUUAUCAGAAGGGGGAAAGGAGAAAAUUAAUUGUGUAUCAUCUGCAUAGCAAUGAUAGGAGAGACCAUGUGAGGAUAUGACAGAGCCAAGCUCAAUUUUAGUCUCAUCUGACCAGAGUACCUUCUUCAAUAUGUUUGGGGAGUCUCCCACAUGCCAUUUGGCGAACACCAAACGUGUUAAGCAAUGGCUUUUUUCUGGCCACUCUUCCGUAAAACCCAGCUCUGUGGAGUGUAUGGCUUAAAGUGGUCCUAUGGACAGAUACUCCAAUCUCCGCUGUGGAGCUUUGCAGCUCCUUCAGGGUUAUCUUUGGUCUCUUUGUUGCCUCUCUCAUUAAUGCCCUCCUUGCCUGGUCCGUGAGUUUUGGUGGGCGGCCCUCUCUUGGCAGGUUUGUUGUGGUGCCAUAGACUUUCCAUUUUUUUAUAAUGGAUUUAAUGGUGCUCCGUGGGAUGUUCAAAGUUUCUGAUAUUUUUUUAUUACCCAACCCUGAUCUGUACUUCUCCACAACUUUGUCCUUGACCUGUUUGGAGAGCUCCUUGGUCUUCAUGGUGCCGCUUGCUUGGUGGUGCCCCUUGCUUAGUGGUGUUGCAGACUCUGGGGCCUUUCAGAACAGGUGUAUAUAAACUGAGAUCAUGUGACAGAUCAUGUGACAUUAGAUUGCACACAGGUGGAUUUUAUUUAACUAAUUAUGUGACUUCUGAAGGUAAUUGGUUGCACCAGAUAUUAUUUAGGGGCUUUAUAGCAAAGGGUGUGAAUAUAUAUGCACGCACCACUUUUCCGUUAUUUAUUUUUUAGAAUCAAGUGAUUUUUUUCAUUUUGAACUAUUUUGUGUAUGUCCAUUACAUGAAAUCCAAAUAAAAAUACAUUUAAAUUACAGGUUGUAAUGCCAAGGGGGUUAAUACUUUUGCAAGGAACUGUACGUACUGUACAUGCGUGCGUGCGUGCAUGUGUGUGUGUGUGUGUGUGUGUGUAAAUUAUGCAUAUGUCUAUGGUGUAUGUAGGCACCUGAGCUGAGCCAUAAGGGAAACUGGGCAUCUACCACCCCACUAUCAGUUAGGGGGGGCAAUGUUUGCUUUUUGUCCAGCCCCCACUUUUGAUCUGAAAUCACCACCACCCAUGAAUUAAUUUGUCAUUUUUGCAGAUUAAAAGUGUUAGCGCUAGUAAUGUAUCACUAUUUAUAUUUUAAAAAUUAGCUAUGACAUAGCCAAUGAAUAUAUAGCACCUCUGGAUUUCACCCCAGUCUCAUAAUCGAAUGGUUUAGACCAUUUGGAAGUUGAUGGACUAGGAGUGAGCUUCUCUUCUUCUCCCGCUUUGACCAUGCAGUGCAGGUAUAAAAGUGAUUGCUGUCCUCUUUAUGAAAUCAUUAACUUUACCCUGUAUAAAAUGACCAUAUAUACUGAUUGUUUCAAGCAAAACUACCCAAAUUAUUGCUGAUGGUGAACCUGAACAAUCGAACAGCCUCUUAAAGAAGUUGUUACAGGUCUGUGAGAGCCAGAAAACUUGCUUGUUUGUAGGUGACCAAAUACUUAUUUUCCACCAUAAUUUGCAAAUAAAUUCAUUAAAAAUCCUACAAUGUGAUUCUCUGGGAAAAAAAUUCUCAAUUUGUCUGUCAUAGUUGACGUGUACCUAUGAUGAAAAUUACAGGCCUCUCUCUUUUUUUUAAGUGGGAGAACUUGCACAAUUGGUGGCUGACUAAAUACUUUUUUCCCCCACUGUAUAGCCAGAUGAGAGUUGCGUCUCCGGUGGUACCUUAGGCUACUUUUAUAAAAAACACAUUUUUCAACAGUGCAUUUGAUAAGUAAUAACCUAGCAAAUUGGUUGUCACUCAACUAAUAAAGCCUAACACUGCGCAAGACAUUUUACAGAUAUUUAAAUGAUGAAGGUGACGCACAGAUGUGCAAGAUCAGGAAUAGGCCUACAGUGAGGGAAAAAGGAUUUGAUCCCCUGCUGAUUUUGUACGUUUGCUCACUGACAAAGAAAUGAUCAGUCUAUAAUUUUAAUGGUAGGUUUAUUUGAACAGACGAUUCGCAGAAUAACAACAAAAAAAUCCAGAAAAACGCAUGUCAAAAAUGUUAUGAAUUGAUUUGCAUUUUAAUGAGGGAAAUAAGUAUUUGACCCCUCUGCAAAACAUGACUUACUACUUGGUGGCAAAACCCUUGUUGGCAAUCACAGAGGUCAGACGUUUCUUGUAGUUGGCCACCAUGUUUGCACACAUCUAGGAGGGAUUUUGUCCCACUCCUCGUUGCAGAUCUUCUCCAAGUCAUUAAGGUUUCGAGGCUGACGUUUGGCAACUCGAACCUUCAGCUCCCUCCACAGAUUUUCUAUGGGAUUAAGGUCUGGAGACUGGCUAGGCCACUCCAGGACCUUAAUGUGCUUCUUCUUGAGCUACUCCUUUGUUGCCUUGGCCAUGUGUUUUGGGUCAUUGUCAUGCUGGAAUACCCAUCCACGACCCAUUUUCAAUGCCCUUGCUGAGGGAAGGAGGUUCUCACCCAAGAUUAGAUGGUACAUGACCCCGUCCAUCAUCCCUUUGAUGCGGUGAAGUUGUCCUGUCCCCUAAGUAGAAAAACACCCCCAAAGCAUAGGCAGCAUUCCUCCUCCUCCAAACACGGCGAGUUGAUGCCAAAGAGCUCGAUUUUGGUCUCAUCUGACCACAACACUUUCACCCAGUUCUCCUCUGAAUCAUUCAGAUGUUCAUUGGCAAACUUCAGACGGCCCUGUAUAUGUGCUUUCUUGAGCAGGGGGACCUUGCAGGCGCUGCAGGAUUUCAGUCCCUCACAGCGUAGUGUGUUACCAAUUGUUUUCUUGGUGACUAUGGUCCCAGCUGCCUUGAGAUGAUUGACAAGAUCCUCCCGUGUAGUUCUGGGCUGAUUCCUCACCGUUCUCAUGAUCAUUGCAACUCCACGAGGUGAGAUCUUGCAUGGAGCCCCAGGCCGAGGGAGAUUGACAGGUCUUUUGUGUUUCUUCCAUUUGCGAAUAAUCGCACCAACUGUUGUCACCUUCUCACCAAGCUGCUUGCCGAUGGUCUUGUAGCCCAUUCCAGCCUUGUGUAGGUCUACAAUCUUGUCCCUGACAUCCUUGGGGAGCUCUUUGGUCUUGGCCAUGGUGGAGAGUUUGGAAUCUGAUUGAUUGAUUGGUUCUGUGGACAGGUGUCUUUUAUACAGGUAACAAGCUGAGAUUAGGAGCACUCCCUUUAAGAGUGUGCUCCUAAUCUCAGCUCGUUACCUGUAUAAAAGACACCUGGGAGCCAGAAAUCUUUCUGAUUGAGAGGGGGGUCAAAUACUUAUUUCCCUCAUUAAAAUGCAAAUCAAUUUAAAACAUUUUUGACAUGCGUUUUUCUGGAUUUUUUUGUUGUUAUUCUGUCUCUCACUGUUCAAAUAAACCUACCAUUAAAAUUAUAGACUGAUCAUUUCUUUGUCAGUUGGCAAACGUACAAAAUCAGCAGGGGAUCAAAUACUUCUUUCCCUCACUGUACCUCUCAUUGGUCAGCACGUGAAGCUGCGCAGUGUGACUAGGCUACUGAUAUUGCCUGGUGUUGUUCAGCAUGCAUAAUGACUUGUAGAUCAGGGACUGUCAACACAAUUACAUGCUUAGUUCGACACUGAAGGAGAGGGAGCAGUUGUCACAAAAGAUGAGAGUUAUUUUCGGAAGGUAGACAGAAAGUAAUUUGAGCCCCAGAAAAAUGUGAACCGACGAUUCGCAAAGUUUUAAUCGAUUUCCUGAUGAAUGCCUGCUACAUUUGGAUCGCUUUGGGGUCCCGCAGACCGAUGCACUCAUAUCUUAAACAUUUGAACCAGUGACAGAUGCAUAUUGGUGAAUCGUUACAUCCCUAACACAGAGGUAGUUGCUGCUCUAAAGCAAUACUCUCGCUUUCAUCCAAUCAAAUGUGCCAGGUGCAUGCUGAACACAAACGGUGGAGACCCUCUACUUCCAUAAACAGGAAGAGAGGUGGGUAUAACCACAAGCUCCAGGGCGCGACAACACAUUUUCCGCUGACCCUUGGCAUGAAGGGUGGGUUUGGGUACCAAGGAGGACCCCAGGGGUAAACUGAAGGUACGAACAGUGGGCUGACAGUGUGUUGCAGCCCCCUCACUCGCUUUGUAGGCGUAGUGUAGAUGGCAAAGUGGGUUAGAAAGAGAAGUAUUACAUCUCUUAGCUUUUCAGUUGCUCAAGAGGCCACCAUGAGAAAGCCUCAAGCACAAUAGACGGGUCCCAGUGACGGGGCUAAAUGCUUAAAGAAAAAAAGACAAAAGGCAUCACAUGGGUAUUAGUCCAUCGCCAUUAUGUGAGUUCGGGCACACAUUGAGAGAUAAUAAGCAACUAAUUAUCUCAAACACUGAGCACAAUGACAUUUAAUCAAUUACAAAUUACAUGACCCUCCCCUGAACUAAAUUUAAAAAAAUACUAAACCCUCCCCAUGACUGAAAUUGAAAAAGCAUGACCCUCCCCCAUUUUCCUCCGGAUAACAAUUGUGUACAUUUUGACCGCUCCAGAAUGCUCUUUUAGUGUAAGAGGUGUUUCAAAGACCAAUAAGGUGUUUAAUAGACCAAUAAGAGAGUUCCAAACCUCUCUCCCAAUAACAUCUAAUUUUCCGUUUUCACCGGCCCGCCUCAGAGCACUCCCAGACAGUCCUACAAAAAUUCGUGCUUGAGAAAUUGCUCUUUGGUAAGAAGCUACUGUUGUUUCUUUUUGACAAUUUUAAUUUAAAACAAAUCACAGUAUUGUUACCCAGAAAUUAUUUGAUAUUGAGCUAAAAACGGCUGCAUUGGAACUUUAAUUGACAACCACAAAAUCAACAUUUUGCAAUGGCCAUAUCAGUCUCUGGACUUGAACCCUGUUGAAAGCCUGUGAUUUGAAUUGAAGAGGGCAGUCCAUAAGCGCAGACUAAGGAUAUCAAGGAUCUGGAAGGAUUGUGUAUGGAGGAAUGGUCUAAGAUCCCUCCCAAUGUGUUCUCCAACCUCAUAAAACAUUUUAGAAAAAGGCUCAGUGUAGUUAUCCUCGCAAGGGGAGGGUGCCAGAGUAUUGAAAAAGGGGAUCCAAUCAUUUUGACACCGAUCUUUCUCUGUGCAAUUAUAUUAGUAUAAAAUAAUAUUUUUUGAGCAUACAAUAUAGCUCAGUAUCUGUAUUAUUUCAGUCUUUUUUUCUCAUCUUCAUCAAGGGAUCCAAUAAUUCCGGACCACACUGUAUACACACACACACACACACACGCUGUUUUAGUCUUCUCUGGAUCAAUAAGACAUGCUAUUUUCUUUCUGUGUUGGCUGAAACUUCUCCUUUUACUGUGGAUGAUUCACAUCUCCAAUGAUACAAACAAUUUGACAUCAAUUAUAAAAAUAACAUACAAAAUAAUGCAUCUGUGUGUGCCUGUGUACUGUUCAGUCUUUGUACAGGGCUGCCAAUGUGGUCCAGGUCCAUCCAGGUUCCUUCGGCUGGAGGUGCACUACCACAACCCACUUCUCAUCUCAGGUAUCACAGAAUUACACUAAUUUACCCAUCCCUCAGCCUUUGAGUACAGCUGAUUUGAUUUUCUACCUGGUUGUUAAUUGAUCAAGUCAUGUCACUGAUUGACAAGAGUCCACACACCUGGUGUUACCUGAUUGAAGGGAGAGCAUGAAAACCAAAAGUACCAGUUGUAUACCCCUGCUCUAAAAAGUCUCCCCAUAUCCCUGCUUCUUCCUUUGAAUCCACUACCAUCAUCCUCAUUCUACUCAACUUCAUCUCUCCCCUCCCCAUGUCAUCCAUCACUCUCUAUUCCUCUACCCCUUCUUCUUAAACCCCAUCCCCUCUCUACCUCAUCUUUUAUCCCAUCCCCCACUCAACCAGUCUUCUCCUCUUUCCUUCUCCCUCCAUCACCCUUUCUACCACUACAUCUCCUCCCUCGGUCUCCUUUUACUCCCUCCCCCACUCCACCUCCUCCCUCUACCGCUCAAUCCCACCUGCCUCCCCUUCCUCUCUGACUGGUUGUACUCCGUCCCCUGCAGGUCGUAAGGACAACUCAGGGGUGCGCCUGUACUAUACCCCCAGCUCGAGGCGGUACAACGCAGGCAUCAUGGAGCUGGGGCUGGUCUAUAUCCCGGUCAUGGUCAUACCACCGAGAGAGCAGAACUUUCAGCUUACAGGAUACUGCACGUCCAACUGUAUACAAACUGUUAGGGUUUAUGUUAGAAGGAUAUUGUACUAACUCUAAGAAAAUAAGUGUACAGAGACAGUAGGCUACAAUAUACCUCAGAGAUAGCUAUGGUACAGGAGUUUUUCCUGGUCAGGUAAAAUGGUCCUUGACCUUCAAUAUCAAUAGAAACUUAGUAGUAACACUUUACUCAAAACCAACAGGUGAAAAGCAUUAAGAUGUGGUUGUAAUGCAUUUUAAUACUUGUCAUAAGCAUGUAUGAUCCCUUAUGUGUAAUUAUAAUUUCAUAAUGAUACUAAUUACAGUGCUAUAUCUGCAGUAGGCCUACAGUUGUUAUCCAUCAAUAAUGAUAAGCCACCAGGUAUAGACAACCUUGAUGGGAAACUAUUGAGAAAGGUGGCAGACUGUAUUGCCACCCCAUUUGCCAUAUAUUUAACCAAAGCCUAAAGGAGUGUGUGUGUUCGCAGGCGUGGAAGGAAGCUAAAGUUCUCUACAUUGCCAAAAGUAUGUGGACAGUAUGUGCUCGUCGAACAUCUCAUUCCAAAAUCAUGGGCAUUAAUAUGGAGUUGGUCCCCCCUUUUCCUGCUAGAACAGCCUCCACUCUUCUGGGAAGGCUUUCCACUAGGUGUUGGAACAUUGCUGCGGGGACUUGCUUCCAUUCAGCCACAAGAGCAUUAGUGAGGUCGGGCACUGAUGUUAGGCGAUUAGGCCUGGCUCAGAGUCGGCGUUCCAAUUCAUCCCAAAGGUGAUAGAUUGGGUUAAGGUUAAGUUCUUCCACACCGAUGUCGACAAACAAUUUUUGUAUGGACCUCGCUUUAUGCACGGGGGCAUUGUCAUGCUGAAACAGGAAAGGGCCUUCCCCAAACUGUUGCCAUAAAGUUGGAAACACAGAAUCGUCUAGAAUGUCAGUGUAUGCUGUAACGUUAAGAUUUCCCUUCACUGGAACUAAAGGGCCUAGCCCGAACCAUGAAAAACAGCCCCAGACCAUUAUUCCUCCUCCACCAAACUUUACAGUUGGCACUAUGCAUUCGGGCAGGUAGUGUUCUCCUGGCAUCCGCCAAACCCAGAUUUGUCCGUCGGACUGCCAGAUGGUGAAGCGUGAUUCAUCACUCCAGAGAACACGUUUCCACUGCUCCAGAGUCCAAUGGCGGCGAGCUUUACACCACUCCAGCCGACGCUUGGCAUUGCGCAUGGUGAUCUUAGGCUUGUGUGUGGCUCCUCGGGCAUGGAAACCCAUUUCAUGAAGCUCCCGACAAAGAGUUAUUGUGCUGACAUUGCUUCCAGAGGCAGUUUGGAACUCGGUAGUGUGUGUCACAACCGAGGACAGAUGAUUUUUACGUUCUACGUGCUUCUGCACUCGGUGGUCCCGUUCUGUGAGCUUGUGUGGCCUACCACUUCGCGGCUGAGCUGUUGUUGCUCCUAGACGUUUCCACUUCACAAUAACAGCACUUACAGUUAACCGCUGCAGUUGUGGCAGGGCAGAAAUUUGACGAACUGACUUGUUGGAAAGGUGGCAUCCUAUGACGGUGCCAUGUUGAAAGUCACUGAGCUCUUCAGUAAGGCCAUUCUACUGCCAAUGUUUGUCUAUGGAGAUUACAUGGCUGUGUGCUCGAUUUUAUAAAUCCGUCAGCAACGGGUGUGAAAUAGCAGAAUCCACUCAUUUGAAAAGGUGUCCACAUACUUUUGUAUAUAUAAUGUAAUUCCACUGCCUACAAAUAGUAAAUCACCAUUUGCUGACUCUAACAGCUGCCCAAUCAGUUUGCUGCCUGUUCUUAGUAAACUGAUGGAGUGGAUUGUGUUUGACUGAAUACAAUGCUAUUUUUCAGAGAACAAGUUAACUACUCACUUUCCGCAUGCAUAUAGAGAAGGGCACUAAACUUGUAAUCCACUGACUCAGAUGACUGAUGAUUAGUUAAAAUAAAUGGAUAAUAAGAUGAUAGUUGGAGCUGUAUUGUUAGAUUUCAGUUCAGGCUUUGAUGUUAUUGAUCAUAAAUUGUUAUUUUAAAAAACUCACUUGCUAUGGCUUUACAGCACCUGCCAUCACAUGGUUGGAUAGGUAUUUAUCCAAUAGAACCCAGAGAGUGUUCUUCAAUGGAAGCUUCUCUAACAUCAGAUAUGUACAGUGCGGUGUCCCUCAGGGCAGUUGCCUUGGGCCGUUACUCUUCUCUAUUUUUACAAGUGAUUUUCCACUGGUCUUACACGAAGCUAGAAUUACUAUGUAUGCAGAUGGUUCCACACUCUACAUGUCAACACCCAAAGCCAGUGAGCUCACUGAAAUUUCAAAUUAUUCUCUAAGACCUAAACCUCAACUGGAGUUGUACAUAAAGGGUGCGACCAUUGAGCAAGUUGAGGAAGCUAAACUCUUAGAUAUAACAUUAGAUGGUCAAUUAUAAUGGGCAAGUCAUAUUGACAAAGUUGUUGUGAAUAUGGUUAUGGGAGAGGGCUAUAAAAAUAUGAUUUUUGUGUAAAAUACGCAGACCAACUGUAGUUGUUGUUCUGGCUCUGCUCUUGUCCCAUCUCGAUUACUGUCCGGUAAUAUGGUAAAGCGCAGCAAAGAAAGACCUGGCAAAGCUGUAGCUGGCUCAAAACAGAGCAGCACGCCUUGCCCUUAACUGCACAUACAGAAUUAACACCAACAACAUGCAUGGCAGUCUUUCCUGGUUGAGGGUGGACGAGAGAUUAACUGCUUCUCUUCUAGUUAUGAGAAAUACAGUGUUACUGUGACAAAAAUUCCAGAUUGUCUUCAUAAUCAAAUUGACAAAAAUUCCAGAUUGUCUGCAUAAUCAAAUAACAUUCAGCACCGACAACUAUACAUACCCCACAAGAGAUGCCACCAGAGGUCUCUUCACAGUCCCCAAGUCCAAAACGAAUUCACAGCAACACAGUUUUAUACAGAGCCAUGAUCGCAUGGAACUCCCUUCCAUCUCCAAAUACUCAAGCAAACAGCAAAAUUACCUAUAAAAAAAACUGAUUAAAAAAAAAACUCAUGGAACUACGGCGACUGUGAGGGGACACAAACACUAACACACAUUAUUUUGUUGUAUUGUUUGUAUUAUUUUUUAGUAGUUGCAUUGUUUGUAUAUCGUUAUUUGUGUUACUGUCCUUGUCUAUCAGUGUAUCAGUGUUUUGUUACUUGUCGUGUUUUUUGUGGACCCCAGGAAGAGGAGCUGCUGCUUCUGCAAAAGCUAAUGGGGAUCCAAAUAAACACAAACAAAUAACAAACAGUAUCUCAGUACAAAUGAAACUGAAUAAAAUCGAAUUCCUCUCUUGACCUCCACCAGGCCCUGCCUCCAGGGGGGAUUAAAAUAUUUGUAUCCCAGCUGCACACUCACCUGGCUGGGAGAGGGGUGAGGACUGUCCUGGUGAGGGGUGGAAGAGAGGUGGAAGUAGUACAGGAGAACAAGCAUUUCAGCACCCACUAUCAGGUAACACCUCUGGGUACACAUGCACCAACAAACGCAUGCAACCAAGAAACACACACACACACACACACACACACACACACACACACACACACACACACACACACACACACACACACACACCCUCCCACAUAACACCUGGACAGAGCUCUCUCUCUCUGUCAGUUUCAGGUCAGGUAAAGUAGGGCAUCAGUAAGUGCUGACUGUCUGUCUGGCAUCUGUUAGGGUACUGCUAAAUGCUCCAGGCUUUAGUGAGGUAGGACACAUACACAUCUUUUGGGCUUCUGCAGAACACAACACAGUACUGGUGUCUGCCGUGAGACUCGUCUGCCUGUAAUACAACUCUUUCCUAUGUCUCAAGCUUCUCUAAGCAGUCUCCAAACUUCUCUGAGUGGUAUACAAACAAGACACUGCCCACUGGGCACACACUGGUUGAAUCAACGUUGUUUCCACGUAAUCUCAAUCUGGGUGGUGUCAAGUGAGACUCUCUCCACUGCCCUGUAUUCAGCUCAUAGACUAGACAAGAGACAACACUGAGUGACAUAAAAACAAGAAAUCACUGUGGUGUCAAAUGAGACUCCCCUGCCUCUAUUGCAUUCAGCCCCUCUAACUAAUCUAGAGACAAGACAACUAUGAGCGACCUAAAAACAAGAAAUCACUGUGGGAUAGUGUUGUGUUUUGAGAACAAUCUAAUGGAUGUGUUUGUGAAGUAUUUUUGUUGUCGUCUCCUCCAGAUAGUCAGAAUGCUAAGAAAGAUGGUUACUGUGCUGCCUGCAAGUAUGUUGGCUCCUCUUUUUACUGUCACAACUGUCUAAGGAGGUGGAAUAAGAUUAGAUACAUUUCAGUGUGUGUGCAUGAGUGUGUUCGGCGUGCGUGUGGGGAAUAAGAUGACACAGUUAAGGGAACAGUGAAAGACAGAAGGGACUAUUACAGACAUGGAAAGGAAGGAAAUGCCUGAGGACAUAAGACAAAAACGCUGAUACAUAAUACUGCUACAGUCUGUCACUGCAUCUGCUCUGCUGCCAGACAACAAAGAUGCAGAGUUGCCUGUUUUAAAACGAACAACGCAAAUAUUCUGUAAACCACAGCACACUUGUUGUUAGUUUGAUAUCGCAUAUGACUAGAAGUGGAAACACAUCUGCCCGAACAUUGCCUGAUUUGAGUGUGUGUUUGUGUGUCCUCCCCAUAGGGUGAUGUCCUCCUGACAAAGUGUACAUACAACACAGAGGACAGGACCCAGCCUACAGUAGUGAGUAUGCUACAGUAUGUUUAUAUUGCAGGUGCAGCCAUGCACGGAGACACGUGUAUCAAUAAAGAAUAUUGUACAUGUUUAUAUAGCACGCAAGUGGAGACACACCUCACACACACACACACAGUGUCAUGAGUAGCUUAUAUACACUAACUGUAGCCAACCAGCUCUAUGGGUUUAAUGUAGGCAUAUCCUCCAACCACAGACAGGGCUCAGAGGCUCUACUUUGAGAGGAUCUACUGCCCAGCCCAGAUUUCACUAAUCUGGGUUCAGACACAGUGGGAUGUUCAGAGCAGUGUACAGCUGCAUUGGGCUGCUGUCUGCUGAUGGUGCUGCACACACACGUGCACGCGCACAGACAGAGACAAGACAGACAGAGACAGACACAGACCAACAGAGAGACAGACAGACACACACAGUGCUGCCUGCUGUUUCCGAGGUUAUUAGGACAGAGGUAAGCCUAGGAACCUGACCUCUCUCUCCCUCCCUCUCUAUUUCUCUCUCCCUCUCCUCAUGUUGAUCCAGGGAGGCUUUGGGAUCAUGGAGGAGAUGUGUGUGAACUAUGAACUACUAUCCCCGGACUCAACUGGAGCUGUGCAAGAGCAACGUGGACCCUGGCUACUUGCAAAAGUACAUUAGCUUCAUCAACAAGUAACACACACACACACCAACGCAAGCGUGCAUACCAACCUGGAAGUAAAUCUGUCUCCCUCCAAUAAGUAUGAUACAGUGCAUUCGGAAAGUAUUCAGACCCCUUGACCUUUUCCACUUUGUUACGUUACAGCCUUAUUCUAAAACAGAUUAAAUUGUUUUCCCCCCCCUCAUCAAUCUACACUCAAUACCACAUAAUGACAAAGCAAAAACAGGUUUGUAGAAAUGUUUGCACAUUUAUUAAAAAUAAAAUGGAAAUAUGACUUUUACAUAAGUAUUCAGACCCUUUACUCAGUACUUUGUUGAAGCACCUUUGGCAGCGAUUACAGCCUCGAGUCUUCUUGGGUAUGACACUACAAGCUUGGCACACCUGUAUUUGGGGAGCUUCUCCCAUUCUUCUCUGCAGAUCCUCUCAAGCUCUGUCAGGUUGGAUGGGGAGCGUCGCUGCACAGCUAUUUUCAGGUCUCUUCAGAGAUGUUCGAUCAGGUUCAAGUCCGGGCUCUGGCUGGGCCACUCAAGGACAUUCAGAGACUUGUCCCGAAGCCACUCCUGCGCUGUCUUGGCUGUGUGCUUUGGGUCGUUGUCCUGUUGGAAGGUGAACUUCGCCCCAGUCUGAGGUCCUGAGCAGGUUUUCAUCAAGCAUCUCUCUACUCUUUGCUCCAUCCAUCUUUCCCUUGAUCCUGACUAGUCUCCCAGGCCCUGCUGCUGAAAAACAUCCCCACAGCAUGAUGCUGCCACCACCAUGCUUCACCUUAGGGAUGGUGCCAGGUUUCAUCCAGACGUGACACUUGGCAUUCAGGCCAAAGAGUUCAAUCUUGGUUUCAUCAGACCAGAGAAUCGUGUUUCUCAUGGUCUGAGAGUCCUUUAGGUAACUUUUGAAAAACUCCAAGCGGGCUGUCAUAUGCCUUUUACUCAGGAGUGGCUUCCGUCUGGCCACUCUACCAUAUAGGACUGAUUGGUGGAGUGCUGCAGAGAUGGUUGUCCUUCUGGAAGGUUCUACCAUCUCCACAGAGGAAUUCUGGAGCUCUGUCAGAGUGACCAUUGGGUUCUUGGUCACCUCCCUGACCAAGGCGCUUCUCCCCCAAUUGUUCAGUUUGGCCGGGUGGCCACUGUGUUCUCGGGGACCUUCAAUGCUGCAUACAUUUUUUGGUACCCUUCCCCACAUCUGUGCCUCAACACAAUCUUGUCUCUGAGCUCUACGGACAAUUCCUUCAACCUCAUUGCUUGUUUUUUGCUCUGACAUGCACUGUCAACUAUGGGACCUUAUAUAGACAGGUGUGAGCCUUUCCAAAUCAUGUCCAAUCAAUUGAAUUUACCACAGGUGGACUCCAAUCAAGUUGUAGAAACACCUCAAGGAUGAUCAAUGGAAACAGGAUGCAUCUGAGCUCAAUUUCUAGUCUUAUAGCAAAAAGGGUCUGAAUACUUAUGUAAAUAAGGUAUUUCUGUUUUUUUAUUUCUUAACCUGUUUUUGCUUUGUCGUUAUGGGGUAUUGUGUGUAAAUUGAUGAGGACUUGUAUUUAUUGAAUCCAUUUUAGAAUAAGGCUGUAACGUAACAACAUUUUGAAAAAGUGAUACGAAUUUGUAAUGCCUAUAAUAUGUUACGAGUUCCAAUUUGUUGUGGCUAAUGUUAGUUAGGUGGCUAACAUUAGCUAGGCUAGAGGUUAGGGUUAGGGUUAGGGGUUAAGGUUAGGGGAAGGGUUAGCUUACAUGCUAAGUAGUUGCAAAGUAGUAUGUAGUUCCAAAGUUGCUAAGUAGCUAAAAUACUAAUGUUGUCCGAGAUGUGAUUCGAACAGGUAACAUUUGGGUUGCUAGACGUUUGCGUUAUACGCCCACCCAUCCUCCCAAACCAACCUCCCUCCUUUUGUUUUUGGCUUAAGUAACCUUCUGUCUUAUGUAACCAUACCAUGUUAUGUAACCGUAACAUAUUAUACUAAUUUGAGUGGCACAGAUUUAGGUUUACUAUGUUACAUCUUUGAGGCCAAGCCAGGCUGCACACACACACACACACACACACACACACAAUACUGUAGCUUCAUCUGCUGGUAACACAUGCACAGGAUAGCUAAUAGGAGACACCCAUCCUCUUUAUUAAGAAGAGUUAGCUGCCAUCUUUAACCGAUCAUACACUGUAUCUUCAUUUUUUGUUUUGCUGACUCUACUACCAUUAUAGAAACAAUCUCUCGAGACCAAUCAAUCUUCUCCACAUCAAACAGCUCUUAUGUUAAGCAGAUUAAAUCAACUCACACAUCACACUAACCAGCAGAAGACACUUGGUUUCCCGAUAGCAAUGGAACUAAAAGGGAUACUUCGGGAUUUUGGCAAUAAGGCCCUUUAUCUACUUCCCAGAGUCAGUUGUGGAUACCAUUUGUAUGUCUCUGUGUUCAGUAUGAAGGAAGUUAGAGGUAGUUUAGAGUGUUUUAACAAUGCAUCAUUACUAUAAUGGCCAAAGACGUCACAUGCGUUUCCCAAAAUACUACAGUGGGAAAGUUCACUAAGUGUGUCGUUGGAGCAAGUGUCGAUAUUGAUAUCGAAAGAAAGGCAUCACUGCUCUCAGAUCAGCUUUCUCCAUUCAUAUCUUAACAUUAGAAUUGUUCCACAAUACUGACUACGAAUCAGCUCCUAGAGUGCUUCGGCCAACCCUAUAAUAAUGCACAAAAUCACAGAUUUGGCACAUCAUUGAGCAUGUUGUUACACAUCAUGAACUAUAUUGAGGCAAAAAUGACAGACGGUACCCUACAAUCAGCAAAAUAGAACUCAAUUGAUUGAACAUGAAAGGUAUUUAUUUCAAUAUGAUUGAAUUAUAUAGGCCUAUGCAGCCAAAUACUGGAUUUGUAUUUUAAUGCAGUCAUCUGUUUUCAUUUGAAGCAUCCUUUUAUCCUUCGCUUGUUUGUAACAAUUGCAAAGACAUUACCAACUUCGUUCUGAAGUUAUCAGGAGAAACACUUUUCAUGCCACUUCAAUAUAGCUAUAACCGGAAGUGACUUUUUCGUAGCAGGUUAGGAGAACUUAUGCAGCAGGUUAGGAGAAUUAGGCUAAGGUUAGGAAAAUAGUUAGGGUUAGCGAAAAUGCUCUCCUAACCUGCUACGAAAAUAACUUCCGGUCGCAGCUGUAUUAAAGUGGCGGUUAUAGGCGGUCACAGAAAGACAGAUAAACAUCCUGAUUCUAUGUUUAGCGGUGAUCUUCUAUGUAUAAAGUGAUGCGUAAUGGCAAAAAAAAAGCAUCUGACGACACACUUACAGCUACAGUAGCUGUAACUGUUCUACCAGUGGUCUGGGGCAGAUGGUUAAUAGCGAUUUCAAGUGCAACUUUAGUACGAUUGUUUUGGAAACCGGCUCAGAGAUUUAACGAUGCUCCUAGGUUCUAACGAUUAACUUAGCCUUAAGAUGCUUUUGGGAAACCGGGCCCUGCAAAACAUACCAACACAUACAAUAAUGUCAACCUGAUCCAUAUUAAGCCACAUCCUUAUGCUGAUGCACUUUUUACAACAAAGCUCUGUCUAUCAGGGAGUUACAAUAUAAGCAUGACCAUGCUUGGUCACUUAAUGUCUCAUCCACCCUCACUGCCCUCUCAUUCUCCCCCUCUCCCUUUGUGUCCCUCCCUCCCUCCCUCCUCUCAGGUUCCAGGGUGGUGAUGUGUGUAGCUGUGGUCAGACCAGUGUGACCGACCAGUUCACCGCUUUGUCCUGGGACUCCUUCAGUGGAGAGGAGCUCAACAAUCUCUACAAUACCGCUCCCAUCUCCAUGGUCUGUAACCAGUCCUCCGCCAAGCUAUUCUCUGUAAGUACACCCCCGUCAUCGCAAGAACUGUUCGUCGGGAGCUUCAUGAAAUGGGUUUCCAUGGCCGAGCAGCCGCACACAAGCCUAAGAUCACCAUGUGCAAUGCCAAGCGUCGGCUGGAGUGGUGUAAAGUACUUAAGUAAAAAUACUUGAAAGUACUACUUAAGUUAUUUUGGGGGGUAUCUGUACUUUACUAUUUCUAUUUUUGACAACUUUUACUUUACUACAUUCCUAAAGAAAAUUAUGUACUUUUUACUCCAUACAUUUUCCCUGACACCUAAAAGUAGUCAUUACAUUUUGAAUGCUUAGCAGGACAGGAAAAUUGCCUAAUUCACACACUUAUCCAGAGAACAUCCCUUCAAUUGUAAAGGAGCAUGCCCCUGGCUAUCCGUAAAUAAAAAAGAACAAGAAAAUGAUGCCGUCUGGUUUGCUUUAUAUAAGGAAUUUGAAAUUAUUUAUACUUAAGUGUAUUUAAAACCAAAUACUUUUACUCAAGUAGUAUUUUACUGGGUGACUUACACUUUUACUUGAGUCAUUUUCUAUUAAGGUAUCUUUACUUUUACUCAAGUAUGACAAUUGGGUACUUUUUCCACCACUGUUCGCCGCCAUUGGACUCUGGAGCAGUGGAAACGUGUUCUCUGGAGUGAUGAAUCACGCUUCGCCAUCUGGCAGUCCGACAGACGAAUCUGGGUUUGGCGGAUGCCAGGAGAACGCUACCUGCACCAAUGCAUAGUGCCAACUGUAAAGUUUGGUGGAGGAGGAAUAAUGGUCUGGGGCUGUUCUUCAUGGUUCGGGCUAGGCCCCUUAGUUCCAGUGAAGGGAAAUCUAAAUGUUACAGCAUACAAUUACAUUCUAGAUGAUUCUGUGGUUCCAACGUUGUGGCAACAGUUUGGGGAAGGCCCUUUCCUGUUUCAGCAUGACAAUGGCCCCAUGCUCAAAGCGAGGCCCAUACAGAAAUGGUUUGUCGAGAUCGGUGUGGAGGAACUGGACUGGCCUGCCCAGAGCCCUGACCUCAACCCCAUCGAACACAUUUGGGAUGAAUUGGAACGCCGACUGCGAGCCAGGCCUAAUCGCCCAACAUCAGUGCCCGACGUCGCUAAUGCUGGUGGCUGAAUGGAAACAAGUCCCCGAGGCAAUGUUCCAACAUCUAGUGGAAAGCCUUCCCAGAAGGGUGGAAACUGUUAAAGCAGCAAAGGGGGGACCAACUCCAUAUUAAAUGGCCAUGAAUUUGGAAUUUACAGUAGCAGUUUACCACAGUGCUCUAUGAAAUGAGGGUGGCAGGUAGCCUAGCGGGUACAGCGUUGGGCCAUUAAACCGAAAGGUGGUUGGUUCGAAUACCUGAGCUGACAAGGUGUAAAAUCUGUUAAUGUGCCCUUGAGGAAGGCACUUAACCCUAAUUUGCUCAAGGGGCGCCGUAUUACUAUGGCUGACUCUGUAAAACAACGGGUUUUUUUUUUAUGACUGGGGAUGUGUGUUUCUGACUGGCUGAUGGCAGCUGGGCUAGUGACAGAUAUAGACAGGGCCAGUGGCAGGGGAGGGAGGCGGUGAGUGAGUAUUUCAUUUACCAUGACAUCCUCACCUGAACCUGCGCCCUUGGUCUCAGGCUGAAUCGUGCAGCCCUCCCUGCCAACCAGGUCCCAGUGUUUGGAUGGGCAUAUGUAUGCCAGGCUGGCACAGCCCAUCGUCAGGGACCUGCGUGACUGGAGACUAACUGUACCAUACAGGGGAUAUGCUCAUAGAGAACCACUGCACAGACAUAUGCACAAAUACCAUGCAUAACACACAUGAUCAAACACACAGUUCAUUAGUUCAAAUGUGGAGGUAACCAUCACACGAGACAAGGCAAAAGUUAAUAGUACAUUUAAAGUCCUCACAGUACAAUGUUGUUCACACAAACUUGUCACCUUGCGUGACUGUUUCUGUGGUCCUGUGACAGGGCGACUGGGAGAGGCAGGAGCUUCCUGUAGUGACAUCACAGCUCCAGAGGCCCCUUUACCCAUGUGAGGGAGGGGGAGGGGGGAGUGGGGGGGCAAACUCCCCUGCCAAAGCAGUGAGCCCAUCAUGGUGCAGCCCCCGGGAGACACCACCUCCCGUCUGA